CUGUUUCAAAUUCUAUAAACAAUUUCAUAGUUUCAUUUUCUACUAACACACAGGCCGAUUUAACUCGUACAUUCGUGUACAAACAACUAGCGAUUUGGAUUAUCAGAAAUGGACUCGAGCAUUGUGUUUCUUUGCCUUGGAAUGGCCUCCAUAGUUAAUGGGGACUUGUCCAUUCGGGGACCAAACCAGAACGUUUUGGAAGGUGAUAGCGUGACCUUGGAGUGCCAGUACUCAGACAACGAGCACAACAUCAGCAGCGUAAGAUUUGAAAGCUUCUCGCAGAUUCUCCAGAUGUGGCACCCAGUGAGGUCGACCUUUUGGAGCUUCUGCAACUCUAUUAUGGAGCAGGUGGAUGACAAGAUGGUGUUGCGCAUUUCCCAUGUUACCUGGUAUUUCGAGGGGCGCUUCCGCUGCUUGUCGGACGACCACACGUUGAGCGCGCCCAACAACGUCUCCAAGACGCUGUCCUUAAAAAUGCAAUAUUUGGCAGCGAUACAUCUUUCCAGGAAGGGUUUCAGCGGGUUCCUGGGUCUGCCGCAGGAGCUUCGCGUGCGGGAAGGAGAUGACGUGGCGCUCGAGUGCUCAGCCAGCUGCUCGGAAGAGCCCAGCUACUAUUGGUAUAAGGAGGGUGGCGACUGGAUCCUGCCUUCAGCCGUGAUGACUCUGAAGAGCGUGAGCGCCGAGGACAGCGGCAUGUACACGUGCACGGCCGAACACCCCACCGCUCCGCUGAGCAUAAUGCGCAACGUUACCCUCGUGGUUCUGCCUGAAGACGCCAGUUGGUUUGAGACCCAAAGCGGCCGUGUAGUACUGAUGACCUCCUUUGUGGUGGCGUGUAUCGUCGUGAUGUGGGCAACGGCCUUGAGCGUGUGCCUCUACUGCAGGAAGAAGCGAGUCCAGACCAAACUCAUCAAUGACAAGUGUCAGAGCAAGCCCAUCUACAAGGACAGCACGGAGGCUCUCCACUGCAACUACGGAGACAAACAGCCUCUGGUUGCCGUCUAAUGAUCGCGAGGAGGAAGACGGAGUGCGUGGCCAGAGAGUGAUGGAUGGCGUCGGGUGACUACUCAAGAAUGUUUAUUGAUGACGGGCGGCCGAGCGAGCCAUGCUAGAUGGACGGCGCAGUUCACAAUAAGUAGCUAGCAAAAAAAAAAAAAGUAGAAGUGCAAGUGAUUGCUGUUAAGGUUGAUAGAUUAUUUUGAUCGUGUGAUUAUGUUGGAAUGUAGACUAUAAUGAUUAACCAAACUUUUCCUGCUCUCACAACGCAAUAAAAUAAAGUGGUUGCAUCCUCUGCUUGAUUGACCAGCUGCAGAGGAAGCAAUCUAAGUAGUUUUGUUUCCCCCAACGUCAUAAAACACCCCCUGCUCUGAUUUGACCAGAGGCCAGGGGUUCACCAAACCUGUCCACUCUCACCCCCACCCUGUUUUCUCCAAAUAAAUACUCUCUUGCAAGAAUCCAAAGUCAGAUUUCGUUCGAACAUCGCUGUAUGCACAGUGACGAACGAUUUCUCCACUUGCAAGUUAAAGUCCGAAUGAUCGUCACACAGACACACAUCUGGGUGUGGUGAAAUUUGACCUCUGCAUUUAACCCAUCCCCGUGUGAUUGCAGUGAGGAGCAGCGGUGCCGCGCUUGGGAAUCAUUCGGUGUUCUAACCCCCCCAAGUCCAACUCUUGAUGCUGAGUGCCAAGCAGGGAGGCAAUGGGUCCCAUUUUUAUCGUCUUUGGUAUGACCCGGCCAGGGUUUGAACCCACACUCUUCCAGUCUCAGGGGGGACACCCUACCACUAGGCCACUAAGCUGGUGCACAAAGGGCAUACUGUCUCCCAUGUGGUUCUUGCAAAUAAGUUAGAGUGAGCACUAACAAUUGCUUUGCGGAUGCUCGCCGGGGUACAAAAGGCAGGCAAUUUUCUUCCUAUAUAUUUGGCGACCUGGCAGGUGAUGAGCUUUCCGCUUUUAGCAUUGUUAGCUAGCCGCUUCUCAAGUGUACGCACUUGAAAAUCAAUUUUCCUUCUUCCGAGUGCCAAGCCGAUACCUAAGUUUGUUGAUUUUUUUUCACGACGUCUUCAUCUUGUUCCCAUGACAGCAUUUAACACUCAGCAGCUUUUUACAACUUUUGCGCUUUUGUGAAGACAGUUUCACUGACCGCCCACAGUCGCAACAUAUCGGAGAGAGCGCAUUAUGAAUAAUAAUCUUCAUAAUGUUCGAUCAGUGGGAGGCCACGGGCUGCUCUCCAUAUGGAGAAGCACUUUUGAGGGCACAAACAGUCAAUAUCUUCCACAAGUGGGAUGCCAACUACGCUCAACACGCAUUUAUUUUACUUUCCAUAGGGGAAAAUCUGCAAUAAAGACCAAAUUAAAAAUA
Messenger RNA from Syngnathus typhle (broad-nosed pipefish), 2360 nucleotides. RefSeq lists its product as uncharacterized. Gene Ontology annotation, cellular component: cell-cell junction. Lineage: Eukaryota; Metazoa; Chordata; Actinopteri; Syngnathiformes; Syngnathidae. Gene Ontology annotation, biological process: cell-cell adhesion. The record is from RefSeq and is a predicted model, not a curated record. The transcript has 7 exons. The coding region runs from base 109 to 1005 and encodes 298 amino acids. Gene Ontology annotation, molecular function: cell adhesion molecule binding.